This is a messenger RNA of Protobothrops mucrosquamatus (brown spotted pit viper), 2173 nucleotides long. RefSeq names its product potassium channel tetramerization domain containing 9 (gene KCTD9). The transcript has 12 exons. Lineage: Eukaryota; Metazoa; Chordata; Lepidosauria; Squamata; Viperidae. Gene Ontology annotation, molecular function: protein binding. Bases 26 to 1195 code for a protein of 389 amino acids. Gene Ontology annotation, biological process: protein homooligomerization; intracellular signal transduction. The record is from RefSeq and is a predicted model, not a curated record.
GGUCAGGCGACUCCGGAAGGAGGACAUGAAGAGAGUCACCUUGUUUGUUAAUGGCAGCCCCAGAAAUGGGAAGGUUGUGGCUGUUUAUGGAACACUGUCCGAUUUGCUUUCUGUCGCAAGUAAUAAGCUUGGAAUAAAAGCAACCAGCGUCUACAAUGGAAGAGGUGGACUCAUUGAUGACAUUGCCUUAAUUAGAGACGAUGAUGUUCUUUUUGUAUGUGAAGGCGAACCAUUCAUUGAUCCCCAGAAUGAUAUCAACUCUUUAGAAACAUUAACAGGAUCCCAUUCGGAUUGGAUCACACUCAAUGUAGGAGGACGGUAUUUCACAACUACCCGGAGCACUUUAGUUAGUAAAGAACCGGAUAGCAUGCUGGCCCACAUGUUUAAAGAUAAAGAUGCUUGGGGAAACAAGAGAGAUCACAGUGGAGCUUUCCUGAUUGACCGAAGUCCGGAGUACUUUGAACCGAUCUUAAACUAUUUGCGGCAUGGACAGCUAAUUGUGAACGAUGGCAUUAACUUGCUAGGUGUUUCAGAGGAAGCAAGAUUCUUUGGAAUUGACUCCCUGAUAGAACACCUUGAACUAGCAAUUAAGAAUUCUCAGCCUGCAGAAGACCACUCUCCGAUUUCUCGAAAGGAAUUUGUUAGAUUCCUCCUUGCAACCUCAACCAAGUCGGAGCUACGCUGUCAGGGGUUAAAUUUUAGCGGUGCUGACCUCUCUCGUUUAGAUCUCCGGUACAUCAACUUCAAGAUGGCCAACUUGAGCCGAUGCAACCUGGCCCAUGCAAACCUCUGCUGCGCAAACCUUGAACGGGCUGAUCUCUCCGGAUCUGUUCUAGAUUAUGCCAAUCUCCAAGGUGUAAAGAUGCUGUGCUCAAACGCAGAGGGAGCAUCGCUGAAAAGCUGCAAUUUUGAAGAUCCUUCUGGCCUUAAAGCUAACUUGGAAGGUGCUAACCUGAAAGGUGUGGAUCUGGAAGGAAGUCAGAUGACGGGCAUCAAUCUCCGAGUUGCCACUCUAAAGAACGCAAAAUUGAAAAACUGCAACUUGAGAGGAGCAACCUUGGCAGGGACCGAUUUGGAGAACUGUGACCUGUCAGGCUGUGAUCUACAAGAGGCCAACUUGAGAGGGUCGAAUGUGAAAGGAGCCAUCUUUGAAGAGAUGUUGACACCGCUGCACAUGUCUCAGAGCGUCAGAUAGGUUGCCCGGCUGAAGACUCUUGGUGCUCCAUGGGGGAAAUGACGUUCCUUCCACGGCAUGUUUUUCUCAGUGGGGUAUCUGAGAAGCUGCUGCUGGAUGGAGUGAAGGACCUUCUCUUGUCUUAGGUAUAGGAAUAGCUAUUGAAUCCAGUUGGGACAAGAAGCUUGCUGAUAACUCCCAAAGACGUUGCUCUCUUGACUCUUAUCUUGCUUUAGAACGCUCCUCUAGAAAAAAAUAUUUAUGAAAGCACAAUAUAUGCAAUUUAUAUUUAUUCAGCUUCCAGUGUGUGGGUUUUUAAAACACGAUCGGUUCACACGUAGUAGCAAACCUUUGGGCUUUCAGCCUAGAUUGGUGAACCUUUAUCUACAGUGGCUUAUUAAAUGUGGGAAGGGGAGGAAUUGGAGGGUCGAAAGAUGUCUAGAUUUGAAUCUUCUUGGCAAAACAGAAACAACUGUAUUUCUUCACGUGUCAUCAUGGAUAGAUUUGGGGUCUUAUUUUAAGCCUGUUAAUGCACUGAUUUUAAAAUAGCUCUGAAUACUGUUAUCUGAGUGUUCCUUGACUUAGAAUAGCGUCAUAAGUAUUAAUUGCAAAAGAAGGCCACUCAGCCAUUUUAAAGAGGUACUGCUCAUGUCUAACGGUCAGGAAUUGAAUGUGUAAAUGCGAUACAAAGUCUUCUGUGAGCCCCAAAUUGCUAUGGUAUUCUGUCACUGGACCUACACUCAUCUAGGUCAUGUGGCCUAGGACCAUUAGAAAUGAGCCAAUUCCUCUUAUAUCGGCAUUGGGGAAGUGCAUCCUGAACGUUUUAGUAGGAUGGUAUUGUUACAGGUUUCCAUCACAGUGAAUAAUGCCUUGUCGGCGAUUUCAUCAAAUUCUCUUGAUCAAAAGUUGAGUGAGAUACCCUGGGGAUCCUGGAUAAAAUAGGGAGCGAUCAGAAAUAGCUCAGGCUACUUUACGUAGUGAUGUAAACCUAGUUUGGUA